Molecule: messenger RNA, 2195 nt
Organism: Chrysemys picta bellii (western painted turtle)
Lineage: Eukaryota; Metazoa; Chordata; Testudines; Emydidae
Gene: RERGL
Product: RERG like
Molecular function (GO): GTPase activity; GTP binding
Source: RefSeq, a predicted model, not a curated record
GUGCGUGAGAAUCGCUAAAGGAAGUGACUGCCUCAUUUGCAAAAACAAAACAACCAGCCACUGACCCUUCCUUGUCCUUUGCUCUGAUCGGUAACUAGAAACUUCCCGGGGGAGAAAAGAAACCCUGGAGAUGAUCGCUGCCAAGGUGAAGGAAGAGGCGCCUGGGCAACUCCCAGUCUAACUGCUUCGUGCAGGCAACACCGCGUGGGCGGUCUGCAGAGCUGCGUUGCUAGAGGAACAAAGAGAUCGACAACUGCCUCCCCUUGACGUCCCCCGCCCAGGAGGUUAUAAAGAAGUGGCGGGUAGGGGAAGCAGUUUGGGGAGUGCUCGCUGUGGGAGCGCGCCGGGGCCCCUGCGUGCAGGUCACUAGAGAUUGCCAGGGGGUGGAGGUGAGGCACGAGCAGCAAAGCAAGCUGGCAGCACAGCUGGAAGACACAGCAGGCUCUGCACUGAAGAAGCCGUUUGAAGAGCUCAGGCAGGAGCUGGAGAGACGGGUGGCUCAGGAUGAGUGAGCUGAAGCUCGCAGUGCUGGGCAGUAGAGGAGCUGGCAAGUCUGCCCUAACAGUGAGAUUCCUAACCAGGCGUUUCAUUGGAGAAUAUGCUUCUAAUUCUGAGUGCAUCUACACUAAACAUUUGUGUCUGGAUGGGAGGCAAAUGAACUUGGAAAUUUAUGACCCUUGUUCACAGCCACGACCGGGGAAGCUGUCCCUCACUGAUGAACUCCACUGGGCUGACGGAUUUGUCAUUGUGUAUGACAUCAGCGACAGAGCUUCCUUUGCCUUUGCAAAGGCAUUGCUAUACAGGCUACGAGAUUCCCACCUGGCAGCUUGCAAAAGAGUGGUAGAGUCAGCUGUAUUCUUAGUUGGUAAUAAGCAGGAUCUAUGCCAUAUGAGAGAAGUAGGCUGGGAUGAAGGACAAAAGCUGGCAAUGGAUAACAAAUGCCAGUUCUGCGAACUGUCUGCAGCCGAACAUUGUCAGGAAGUAGUGACCAUGUUCACGAAAGUCCUAAGAACCAUCACCACAAACUUCAAAGUGAAGGAAAAGAGACGACCCAGUGGGUCAAAGUCAAUGGCUAAACUAAUCAACAACAUGUUUGGGAAGAGGAGGAAGUCUGUGUAGUGGAUGUCCAGGCUCAUGGAAACCAUUGAACAACGAUACACUGAAACAUUGCAACAGUGGGCCAUAUGCAAUGCUUGGACUCAGCCAAUGAGUACAUGUGUUUAAAAGGUCUCCAUUUGAAAGGAUGAUAUGUCAGUACAAACCAAAGAUGAUUGGCAGUGUGGGCCAGUAGACAGAGUACUGCACUGGGAUUCAGAACACCUGGGUUCUAUUUACAGCACUACCAUGGACCUGCUGUGGACCUUGGCAAGUUUCUUCAUCUGUCUGAGCCUCUGUUUCCCCUCUCAACCUGUGUCUUGUCAGCUCUUAGAAGGACUGUCUUUUACUACUUUGUUUGUAGAGUGCUACCAACAAUGGGGCCUUAAUUUUGGUUGUAGCUUCUAGGUGUUACUGUAAUAUUAAUACUUUUUUUCCAGUGAACUCAGCCUCUCUGUGCCUUGCUGAACAAUAGCCCAACUUCAGAAUUCCAAGAUUUAUCUGUAACAGCAAUUGCACUAACUGAAACCAGGAUUGGUACUUUGUGAUAUUGCACUUGUAAGUAAAUGAGUGGAGGAUACUUAAUGCCUGACUUUCAGGGCUUCCUUCUCCUGAAAAGCUGCCAUGAGUAGGGAAUCAGAUAAAUGAGGUCAUCAGCUGUCUCCCAUUUCGGUAUUCCUGCUGGAGCUUGAUGGGCAGAAAUAUGGUCCAGUGGAGAGGAAACUGGAAUGGGAGUCAAGAGCCUUGGGCUCACUUUGGCUCUGCCGUUGACUUGCUCUGUGACCUUGGACAAGGUCUUUUUGGGUGAAAUUUACUCCUAUGCAUCAAUUUUAUCUUCCCUGGCCACCUGGGUAUUUGAAUCCAUGAUUUCAAACUUCAGAGGUGGAAGCCAAUCCCUUACACCAUCUUUCACUCUUAUGCAGCUGGCCAGUUCAGCCAAUGUAUCACUGAAAUCCAACUUAAGAACUCAGGCCAAAUAAAUUAAAUUAAUGGAGAUAUCCUAUCUCCUAGAACUGGAAGGAACCUUGAAAGGUCAUAGAGUCCAGCCCCCUGCCUUCACUAGCAGGACCAAGUACUGAUUUUGCCCCAGAUCCCUAAGU